AUGAUAAAACAUUCUUUAACUCAAACAUCUUCUACUAAACAAAAUUUUUCAUAAAAACUUCAACUGCAAAAGCUUAAAAGAAACAAAUUAAUGGUCUCAAAAGCUAUUGGUAUGCUUUAAAACCCAUUUGAUUCCCGCCAGGUAUCUUAGUCCUUGAGAUUUCUUGAAAAUUAGACUUAAAGAAAGGCAUUGCUUGAUGAAAUCAUUACAAUAAGAGAAGAAAGAAAAAGAAAAUAAGAAUUUGAAAAAAUGUCUUCUAUGAGAGGAAUUUUGACCAAAGUAUAAAAAAGGUUCUCUGUGGUUAAAACUUAAGAUCUAAAAUUUAAUAGAGAUUUUAAUGAUUUUAAAAUUUUACAAGAGGAACGCAAUAAAAUGGAAAAAUUAUAGUAUGAAAAUCUGAACCUAUAAAUAAAUGAAAGAAAAUCUUAAUUUAAAAGAAUGUCAAGUCUUAACUUCUUAACUCGAGAAAGUGAUAAUCAUAUCCUUAAACAUUAAUUAAGUCUUGAUCCAGGAGUUCCUUUAUCAUCAUUGAUGCUAACAAGAAAAACCUAAAGAAAUACAACACUUUUACAGUCUAAAAUAGUAAAUAAAUAAAUGUAAAGAUUAUAAUUUAAUCAAAUUAGUCCUGCUGUUGACGGUAAUACUGAAAAAGUUCUUACUUCUCCUCAGAAUUGCCUGAUUAUAACGUAAGAAACUGAUUAAGAAUGA
Messenger RNA from Paramecium sonneborni, 708 nucleotides. The record is from the annotation of a GenBank genome assembly. NCBI's taxonomy places the organism in Eukaryota, Ciliophora, Oligohymenophorea, Peniculida, Parameciidae.